AUGACGCGCUUCUUCAAUUGUUUGCUAGCGCUAGCUUGUCUCGGAGCCGCAGCCAAAGCAAACGAAGCCACCACGCAAUGGCCACUGCAAGAUAACGGCCUCAACACCGUUGUACAAUGGGACCACUACAGCUUCCAGGUAAAUGGUCAACGUAUCUUCAUCUUCUCUGGUGAAUUCCACUACUGGCGUAUUCCCGUCCCAGCCCUAUGGCGCGACAUCCUCGAGAAAAUAAAAGCAGCCGGUUUCACAGCUUUCGCCUUCUACACCAGCUGGGCAUACCAUGCACCGAACAACGCAACAGUGGACUUCACCACCGGGGCUCGUGAUAUCACCCCUAUCUUCGAGCUCGCCAAGGAAUUGGGUCUGUACAUCAUCGUUCGGCCCGGCCCGUACGUCAACGCUGAAGCCAAUGCUGGCGGCUUCCCGUUGUGGCUGACUACGGGUGGGUACGGCACCCUCCGCAAUGAUGAUGACCGAUAUACGAAUGCCUGGACACCGUACUUUACCGAAGUGACGGAGAUCACUAGCCGCUACCAAGUAACUGAUGGCCAUAACUCUAUCGUGUAUCAGAUUGAGAAUGAGUAUGGGAUGCAAUGGCUGGGUGAUCCUUCCUUGCGUGUACCGAAUGAGACCGCCAUUGCUUAUAUGGAACUGCUGAAGGCCAAUGCCCGUGAGAAUGGUAUUACGCUACCGCUGACCGUAAAUGAUCCUAAUAUGAAAACACACUCGUGGGGGAAAGACUGGUCUGCUGGAACUGAUGUGGGUGGAAAUGUUGAUGUCUCUGGUGUGGACUCGUAUCCUUCGUGUUGGACUUGCGAUCUCAGCCAAUGCACUUCCACCAAUGGCCCAUACAUCCCCUUCCAGGUCCUGGAAUACCAUGAUUACUUCCAAGAAUCCCAGCCCAGGAUGCCUGGUUUCAUGCCCGAGUUUCAGGGCGGUUCGUACAAUCCCUGGGGCGGACCUGAAGGUGGAUGCCCCGAAGAUAUCGGCGAUGACUUUGCCAACCUGUUCUACCGAUGGAACAUCGGGCAGCGUGUGACAGCAAUGUCGUUGUACAUGAUGUUUGGUGGUCAAAAUCCCGGUGCUAUGGCUGCGCCAGUGACGGCUAGCAGCUAUGACUACUCCGCGCCUAUUUCAGAGGACCGGUCUAUCUGGUCAAAGUACCAUGAGACUAAACUGCUGGCAUUGUUCACUCGCUCUGCCAGGGAUCUGACUAUGACUGAGUUGGUUGGUAAUGGAACGCAAUACACUGAUAACUCUGCUGUGAGGGCUUAUGAGCUCCGGAAUCCGGAGACGAAAGCUGCCUUCUAUCCUACUUUCCACACGAACACCUCCCUCUCCACGAAUGAGCCGUUCCAUUUAAAAGUUAAUACUUCGGUCGGCGCCCUGACAGUCCCUAGAUAUGCCAAUAAUAUUCGCUUGAACGGGCACCAGUCAAAGAUCAUUGUGACGGACUUCACCUUCGGCUCGAACACGCUGCUCUACUCCACGGCCGAGGUGUUGACAUAUACUGUCUUGGAUAAGAAGGCUACACUGGUUCUCUGGGUUCCGACUGGCGAGUCUGGGGAGUUCUCUAUCAAGGGAGCUAAGAAGGGUUCUAUCAAGAAAUGCCAGGGAUGUUCGCGGGUCAAGUUCAUCAAAGAACAUGGCGGUCUGACGACCUCGUUCACGCAAUCCACUGGCAUGACUGUUCUGGAAUACGAUCACGGUGUUAGAGUUAUCGUGCUUGAUAGAAAGGCGGCGUAUGACUUCUGGGCUCCUGCACUCACAAAUGAUCCAUUCGUGCCGGAGACAGAGAGUGUUCUCGUCCAGGGUCCAUAUCUCGUUCGCAAUGCUAAGCUGUCAGGCCAAACACUCACGUUAACCGGUGAUGUCGUCAAUGCAACUACACUGGAUGUCUUUGCACCAAAAGGUGUCAAGUCUGUGACCUGGAAUGGAAGGAAGGUCCAGACACAUUCGACUGAGUACGGCAGUCUCAAAGGCUCGCUCAGUGCUCCAAAAUCUAUCAAGCUGCCGAGUUUGACUUCAUGGAAAUCGAAAGAUAGUCUGCCAGAGCGGUUCACAGACUAUGAUGAUUCCGGCGUGGCGUGGGUUGGUAAGUUACUCACUGUUAUGAGCAUCACGCGAGGAAAAGUAGCUGAUAUUGCAGAUGCCAACCACAUGACGACUCUAAACCCUCGAACCCCGACAAGUCUACCCGUCCUCUACGCUGACCAAUACGGAUUCCACAACGGCGUCCGUCUAUGGCGCGGAUACUUCAACGGAACAGCGACGGGAGCCUUCAUCAACGUCCAAGGAGGAUCUGCAUUCGGCUGGUCCGCCUGGCUAAACGGCAAAUUCCUCACUUCCUACCUCGGCAACGCCACUACAUCCCAAGCAAACCUAACUCUGUCAUUCACAAACGCAACCCUGCAAACCGAAAGGCCAAAUGUUCUCCUAAUAGUCCACGACGACACAGGACACGACCAAACAACUGGCGCCCUCAACCCGCGCGGCAUCAUGGACGCAAACCUCCUCGGCUCGGACUCGGGCUUUACACACUGGCGUCUAGCUGGCACCGCAGGCGGGGAGUCGGACCUGGACCCAGUUCGCGGCGUGUACAACGAGGAUGGACUGUAUGCCGAGCGGGUAGGAUGGCAUCUACCCGGCUUUGACGACUCAACCUGGGGAGAGGAGGUGUCCACCGAGGAGUCAACAAAGUCUGUUCUUAGCUUCAAGGGUGCGACGGUUCGCUUCUUCCGUACUACCAUUCCCCUCUCUAUCCCUGCACAUACCGAUGUUUCUAUCUCAUUUGUUCUUUCUACGCCAGCUGGUGCGACAACAAAAUAUCGUGCUCAGUUGUUUGUCAACGGAUACCAGUAUGGAAGGUAUAACCCUUAUAUUGGAAAUCAGGUUGUUUAUCCUGUUCCUGUGGGAAUUUUGGAUUAUACCGGGGAGAAUACAAUUGGAGUAACGGUUUGGGCGCAGAGUGAGGAAGGGGCUAGUAUUGGCAUCGACUGGCGGGUUAAUUAUGUUGCUGAUAGUUCGUUGGAUGUUGCUUCGAUGGACACUAAGGAUCUGAGGCCUGGAUGGACUGAGAAGAGGGUGAAAUUUGCUUGA
Penicillium griseofulvum is the source of this 3099-nucleotide messenger RNA. RefSeq names its product glycoside hydrolase family 35 protein. The coding region runs from base 1 to 3099 and encodes 1032 amino acids. Gene Ontology annotation, cellular component: vacuole. Lineage: Eukaryota; Fungi; Ascomycota; Eurotiomycetes; Eurotiales; Aspergillaceae. The record is from RefSeq and is a predicted model, not a curated record. The transcript is spliced from 4 exons. Gene Ontology annotation, biological process: carbohydrate metabolic process. Gene Ontology annotation, molecular function: beta-galactosidase activity.